AUGAUUGAAGAAACUAUAGCAAGUUAUGAUGUAUUAUCAUAUUUUAUUUAUUGUAUUAUUGAAUUUCUUGUUAUGUUAUCACAUGAUACAUUUCAUUCAAAACAAGUUAUUAAAGUACAAGAUCUAAUAAAACAUUAUGAGUUAUUAUUAGCAAGUGGACAUGAACCUGAAACACAUGCUUUAGCUGCAUUAGAACCAGUUGAUCAAUCACUUUUGGAUAUUUAUUCCACACAAUUAGCACUAUUUAUUGUUGUGUCAUCAGUUGAAUUACGACCAAUUGAUCCAUUUGUUAUUGCUUUUCGAGCAUUAAAUGAUGUUUUAUCAUCAGUUAAUGGAACUCGAGAUGAAACUUUUAGUGGUGAUAUAUGUACAUAUGUACAUAAUUUAUUUGAUCUUAUACAUCAUACAUCAGUUGCAAGUCAUUUAUUCGUUUGUGAAGGAAUACAUUUACAUGAAAAUGAUCUUGUAUUAGUUUUAUUAAUUGAACAAUUUCUUCCAUUACCAUUAAAUAAAUAA
Messenger RNA from Rotaria sp. Silwood1, 516 nucleotides. The record is from the annotation of a GenBank genome assembly. NCBI's taxonomy places the organism in Eukaryota, Metazoa, Rotifera, Eurotatoria, Philodinida, Philodinidae.